CCCAUUUACCCGUUCUCAAGUCUAACCCUCGCCACGCAAACCAAAGGUUAUCAAGAUCCCGCCAUUGAGCCACCUGGCCUACGUGCUCCGCACCCAGCAAUUCCACGACCAUGGGCAUUGUCGCGACGAAGGCUAUUCCGCCAAAACCUCGGGCCCCGUCGCUGGUGGAGCCCUUCGACGUCGGCGGAGCCUUGUAUAGUGCCGGAUCCACGACUCAUCAGCUCCCGAUCGGUCUCAAGGGAGCCCCUAGCCUCCUGACCGUGAUUCGUGUGGACGAUGGCGUAUCGGACGUGACCUCGAAAUGGCUGGAGGACUUCCUGGCCAAGGCCAACGACGACGUCUUUUCCCAGGAGUUCCUGCAGGGCGUGGUUCUCGUCUCAGCCAAGCCCAAGCUUUCCUUUUCAAAGGAUGCUGAGCGGCUCCUCGCCAACCAAGGAAUGCGCUGGAAGCGCAUCAUCCAAGGAGACUACGAAAAUCUGACUCUGGGGCCGCACGUCGUGCUCGGGAACGUCAUUGCACCGGUUUACAAGCUCUACGACGACACCCACCGGGCCUUUCUCCACUCCCUGUGGACAACCGAGAACAGAACAUUCGAGGAGGUCAGGAUCGCGGGCUGCUCCAUCGAGACGCUCAAGAUCGCCGUGCCGUCCCGCCUGGCCUCUCCCAAGAGCGACCGGCUCCCGCUGGCGGGCUGGCGCGUGGCGGUCAAGGACAUAUUCGAGAUCGCGCAGGUCCGCACCACAGUGUGCAACAAGGCCUACUACGAGCUCUACGACGCGCCCGCCAAGACGGCGGCCUGCAUCGAGCGCCUGAUCGGGGCCGGCGCCGCCGUCGUCGGCACCACCAAGCUCGCCUCCUUCGCCGCUACCGAGGAGCCCGUCGAGUGCAUCGACUACCAGGCCCCCUGGAACCCGCGCGCCGACGGCUACCAGUCGCCCGCCGGGAGCAGCAGCGGCAGCGGUGCCGCGUGCAGCGCCUACGAAUGGCUCGACAUCACCAUCGGUUCCGACACAAGCGGAAGCGGCAGACGGCCGGGACACUGGAAUGGCUGCUUCGCCAUGCGGCCCACCCACGGGGUGCUUCCUGUCGAGGGCUACAUCCCAAGCUUUAGGCGAUUCGACGUGCCGACCUUCUUCGGGAGGGACCUCGAGCACUGCAAGUACUUUGCGCAGUCGUGGUACGGAAGCGAUUUGCGUGCCCCCAAGCCCACCGGAACGCCUGCCAUCAUCUACCCGACCGACUACAUCUCACUCAUCGGGAACGAGACGCAGGUGGCUCUCAUCGGCUCUUUCGUGGCCGAUCUCGAGAAGUACCUGGGAGUGGAGCACAAGAAGGUUUCGUGCGUGGAGCUCUGGGACAAGGAUCCUCCGGCCGAGGCUCACGGGGCUUCCUACCAAGAAUAUAUGAAAGACGCCGGCCGCAACUCAUUCUUCUAUGACGACUACCACAGCUUCGACAAGUUCCGCGAGGACUACUUGAAAAAAUUCGAUAGACAGCCAUACGUGAGCCCGCCGGUCCGCUGGCAAUGGGAACUGUCCUCCAAGAUCACCCAAGAGGAGCGCAAUGAAGCCCUCAAGCGACUCGACGUCUACAAAAAGUGGUUCCUCGAGCAGGUCGCAAAGGAGCGUGAGACAGACGCCAUCGUCAUCAUCCCAAUCGAGGAGAUCUCGCCCCGGUACCGGGACGAUCCGCCGCUGAAACCCUUCAACCCGGUCGGCGUGCCCAACCUCUUCCUCUCGCCCAUCCUCGGAGGGCCCGAGUUGACAAUCCCAAUCGGCUACUCAGCUUUCGAGUCCAAGGUGACGGGCAAGACCGAAAACCUCCCAGUUGCAAUCUCGCUCCUGGCUUGCCCCGGCCGUGACCUCGAGCUCUUCGACAUUGCCCUCGGGACGCUCAAGCAGGCGGGACGGCCGCUGGCUGUCAAGGCCGGACCCGAAAUGUUCUAGGUGGAUUUCGGGGACGCGCUCUUUUCAAGUCGCGCAUGGUGGAGCGAGGUGGGCUGUUGUCGAGAGAACAGCAAGGCUAUCACUGCGAAGGCGAUUCGAUGUAUCACCUCGCUUUUUUGUUUUUUAUUUAUUUUGAUGAGGCGGCGGAAACACGUGGUAAUUUGAAGGAAGUAGUUGCAGGGCAUCAUCGGUAGGCUUGUGUAACAGUGAGGGAUGGAUGUAAUGAGGGCAUGGAAGUAAACCAUCUCGAUAUAUAUGCAGAAAAUCUAGCGAGAUGGGAAGCCGGUCUCCCACGUUGAAUAUAGCCGGCGACGUCGGCCUCGUGGCCGUCAAAACCUCGCCGAACAGUUGAUGCGUCA
Messenger RNA from Gaeumannomyces tritici R3-111a-1, 2305 nucleotides. RefSeq lists its product as hypothetical. The transcript has 11 exons. The coding region runs from base 111 to 1946 and encodes 611 amino acids. The record is from RefSeq and is a predicted model, not a curated record. Lineage: Eukaryota; Fungi; Ascomycota; Sordariomycetes; Magnaporthales; Magnaporthaceae.